Molecule: messenger RNA, 4396 nt
Organism: Vitis riparia (riverbank grape)
Lineage: Eukaryota; Viridiplantae; Streptophyta; Magnoliopsida; Vitales; Vitaceae
Product: DNA repair protein REV1
Exons: 25
Coding region: 73-3603 (1176 amino acids)
Biological process (GO): error-prone translesion synthesis; error-free translesion synthesis
Cellular component (GO): nucleus
Molecular function (GO): deoxycytidyl transferase activity; damaged DNA binding; DNA-directed DNA polymerase activity
Source: RefSeq, a predicted model, not a curated record
CGUUCGUGUCUUCAUCGGCACCACCUGAAACCUCAAUUUAUCUUCUCUCCUUCUCCGGAAAAAAGAAAAAAAAUGAGCCUCAAUUCAUCUCGCUCCGCCAACUCCGGCGAAAGGUCAAAGAGAAGCCUGAACUCAACCUCUUCAAACCCUUCCAACAAUAGCGGGAAGAAGAGAAAAACCGGAAACCAGAAAACCCUAGGCAUGGCUUGGGGCUCCAAUUCUCGAUCAUCUUCCCGCUCUUCCUUCCGUAAUUCUCCCUUCUCCGAUUUCGGCAGCUACAUGGUGGAGAAGAACAGGAAACUUCAGAACCAGUUUGACGCUGGUGCUUCAAGUUCUUCUCACAGUGCUUCAAGUUCUGGGAAGCCUAUAUUUCAUGGAGUUUCCAUUUUUGUUGAUGGGUUUACCAUUCCUUCCAGUCAGGAGCUCCGAAGCUAUAUGAUGAGGCAUGGAGGACAUUUUGAAAAUUAUUUUUCGAGGCAUCGAGUUACUCAUAUCAUCUGCAGUAAUCUGCCUGACAGUAAAAUUAAGAAUCUGAGGUCAUUCAGUGGUGGACUUCCAGUUGUGAAGCCUACAUGGGUACUGGAUUCUGUUGCUGCUAAUAAGCUAUUGAGUUGGAUUCCUUACCAACUUGACCAGCUUGCUAAUGAAACUCGUAACCAGCCAAAGUUGUCUGCCUUCUUUGCUCUAAAAAGCAUCCCAGUCUUUGAAGAUGCUGUAACUCAUACUACUUAUCCAUUAGUACCUGAAACUGAGGACUCAGUGUUUAAAGGUGGCACAUCCAAGGAUGCUGUUUCAUCUGAAGGGGGUCAAUAUUUAGAAUACACAAGGCAAUCAAGUGGAGAAAUUGAUGAUCACCAAUGUGAGAACACCAAUGAAACAAUAAUUGAGAAGCCAUUUUCCAAUGAUGAAAAAUCUUCUGAAAUUAAAAUGGAAGAACAGAGUUUUUCUAAUCAAGAAGAAGAGAGUAGCAUAAAAAAUGAACUUCAGUCUAGUCCACAUCGACCUUCUGCUUCAGUUAGUAGCUACUACUUGGACAAUGCAAGAAAAGAAUCAUCAAGUACAACAGUUGUUGGGUGUUCUAACAAGGGUCAUUCAACUCUUGAAGAUCCUAAUUUUGUCGAAAAUUAUUUCAAGUACUCAAGGCUGCACUUUAUAGGAACCUGGAGAAACCGAUAUCAGAAGCGUUUCCCCAGAUUGUCUAAUGAGUUCAAGCAUACAAGUUCAGACCUUAAUGCUUCUGGUGUUUCCCAGAAGAAUGUUAUCAUCCAUAUGGACAUGGAUUGCUUUUUUGUCUCAGUGGUGAUCAGGAACAAUCCAGAAUUACAGGAUAAGCCUGUAGCUGUGUGCCAUUCAAACAAUCCAAAAGGAACUGCUGAAAUUUCAUCUGCAAACUACCCUGCUCGAGAUUAUGGAGUAAAGGCUGGUAUAUUUGUUAGAGAUGCUAAAGCUCUUUGUCCUCACCUUGUCAUUUUUCCUUACAACUUUGAAGCUUAUGAGGAGGUAGCUGAUCAGUUUUAUAACAUAUUGCACAAGCACUGCAACAAAGUGCAGGCUGUAAGCUGUGAUGAAGCCUUUUUAGAAGUUAUGGACUCAAAAGAGGGGGAUCCUGAGCUUCUAGCUUCAAUCAUAAGAAAAGAGAUUUUUGAGACCACAGGAUGCACUGCAAGUGCUGGGAUAGCCGGGAAUUUGCUUGUGGCUCGCCUUGCCACGAGAAGUGCCAAACCAAAUGGUCAGUGUUACAUCCCUGUUGAUAAGGUGGAUGAUUAUUUACAUCAACUUCCAAUCAAGGCACUUCCAGGAAUUGGGCAUGUUUUGGAGGAAAAGUUGAGAAGGAUAAAAGUUCACACCUGUGGCCAGUUGCGUAUGAUUUCCAAGGAAUCUCUUCAAAGGGACUUUGGUACGAAAACUGGUGAUAUGCUGUGGAAUUAUUGUAGAGGAGUGGAUAACCGGGUGGUUGGAGUGAUUCAGGAAAGCAAGUCCAUUGGUGCUGAAGUAAAUUGGGGUGUGAGGUUCAAUGAUUUGAAAGAUAGUCGCCAUUUUCUUGUGAAUCUUUGCAAGGAAGUGACAUUACGCUUAAAGGGAUGUGGAGUGCAAGGGCGUACUUUUACACUGAAGAUGAAGAAGAGAAGAAAAGAUGCUGGGGAGCCUGCAAAGUAUAUGGGUUGUGGAGAUUGUGAAAAUCUUAGCCACUCUAUGACGGUAGUUCCACUUGCUACUGAUGAUGUGGACGUGAUUCAAAGGAUAGCCACACAGCUCUUUGGAUUUUUCCACAUAGAUGUCAAGGAUAUCCGGGGUAUUGGCUUGCAGGUUUCUAGGCUUGAAAAUGCAGAUACUGCUAAGCAAGGGCAUCAAAGAAUCUCCAUAAGAUCUUGGCUCACCUCUGCUCCUGCAACCAAUGAAGAACUAUGUAAAACCAGUUGUCUAGUAAGAAAGGAGAGGGCUGUUGCAGAUGGUGAGAAACAGAGCACUGAUAUAAGUUUGGGUCAAUUGUCGAAUGAUUCCAAGAGGCCUUCUUUGCAAAUGAGCCCUAGAUCUUCCAACAAUGAAGCUCCUUUAAACCAGGUUUCUGAACUGCCAGCAUUGUGCGAUCUUGACAUGGGAAUUUUAGAGAGUCUUCCUCCAGAACUCCUUUCAGAAAUAAAUGAUAUGUAUGCGGGGAAGUUGUCUGAUUUCAUCAGGAAAAGGAAAGGAAAAAAUGAAAAUGUUAGUGGUACUAUGUGCACCACAUCAUAUGAAAUUUAUGAAGGUGCCAUAAAUAAUGGAAAGCAACUUCAUUGCUCUAUUGUUCCCAUAAGAAAGACCCCAGUAGAAAAUAAGAUGGAGAAAACUCUGGACAGAGAAAUUGCGACUGAGAAUUCAUUGUUACAAUCAUAUGAAGUAGAGAAGGUUAAGCAGUAUAAAAUUGAUGAAAUUCAGGAAGUGUCUGUUUCUGGGGCAGUAUCCUUAAAUGUUGUUGAUCCUGCUUCAGCGCUUGAAAAAAGUGAUCUAAUGCCUUCAUCUCUAAGUCAAGUAGAUAUCUCAGUGUUACAACAGUUGCCCAAGGAAAUGUGGGUCGACAUACUUGAGCAGCUUCCUGUUCACAGGAAGCCAGAACAUUCCUCAAGUGCUGCCUUGGAUCCUCUUAUUGCCAAUGCUCAGGAAUCAUUAUGUUUCAAGCAUACUGAGAAUAAUUCUAAAUCAGUGGAUUCUGUUUUGGGAAACAACCUUUGGAUUGGAAAUCCUCCACAGUGGGUCGACAAGUUCAAAGUUAGCAAUUGCUUGUUGUUGAACAUUCUGGCAGAGAUGUAUUACAGAUCAGGGUCAACUGGCUGUUUAUCUUCUAUUCUGCAGUGCACUCUUUCUAAGUUUCUGUUGCCUCUAGAUGCAAGUAGUGAUGGAUGGGAUGAAACAAUUAGUAGCUUGUGUGAUCUUCUUAAGCAAUAUAUCAAAAUAAAGAUAGAAUCAGAUAUUGAAGAGAUAUAUGUUUGCUUUCGUCUUCUUAAAAGGUUCACAAUGAAGUCAAAACUUUUUUUAGAGGCAUACAAUGUUGUUUUCCCUUAUCUCCAGGCUUCUGCUGGUGAGAAUUAUGGAGGAAGCUUUCAGCUUUCACAUGCAAAGGAAUAGUAUCUGGUCAUUUGAUCUUUUUGGAUAGUUACCCUGAUUCAUUGCCCAAGGAUCAAACCAUGCAAGUUUGCUGAAGGGAGAACUGUAUUAUGUUUGAAGCAUUGUCCAAGAUUCUGGGUAUCACAGGCAUUUCGAAGUGUUCAAGGAGCUAUCUUUUUGAGUUCACUAGCUCCAUUCCAGUGAAACUGAGACAACUGAUGCCUUGGAACUGAUAUCAGUGCAAAAACACCUGCUUGAGUCUUGCUGGAAGUGGCAUGGGUUGAUAAGGUUCUUAAAUCCAGGUUUUGGAAACCAUGCGCCAAUUCGUCAUGGUCCCUAUGUGCUCCUAUUUUUCAAGCACGAAAUGGUUGGAGGUCAUAGACAUCAUGAACACUUCAGGUUCUUGUCAUUUGCAAAAUGGUUUGGGCAAUAAUCCUUUGGUUUGGUUUUCAAAAGCACUGCCCUUCAUUUGGUUGUGGAUGCAUGCAUUCAAUGUUGGUGUUGAAAUUGCAGGAACUAACAUCUCUCUUGUCCCAGAUCAUAUCUCAGAUUGAAGAUUUGUAUUGAUGAUAUAUAGGGAUUGACUGCUGCCAAAAAUUCAUUGAUCUUGGAUGGAUUUGAAUUGGCUCAACAGUUCAAGACUCCAUUAAUGUCUUCAAAAUUAAUUUCUGCAACAUUAUGUAAAUUUUUUUGAUUUCAAUGUAUGACUUCUUUUUGUACAAUAACAUAUUGCUUUAACAAUGUCAACAUCUAAUAUAUUUCUUGAACAAUAUUCUUAUAAGGUAGGUUAGAUUACUGAAUCCUACCAGUCCCA